Durio zibethinus is the source of this 590-nucleotide messenger RNA. RefSeq names its product gibberellin-regulated protein 5-like. The record is from RefSeq and is a predicted model, not a curated record. Lineage: Eukaryota; Viridiplantae; Streptophyta; Magnoliopsida; Malvales; Malvaceae.
AUGAAGCUUUUAUUUCCAACUUUGUUAUUCGUUUUCCUGGUUUUGAGGUCAUCAUUUGUCCAACUCUCCUUUGCCCGACCUAUAGAACCCCUUCCCACACCUGCUUCACCUGCUCCACCUGCUCCACCUGCUUCUCUUCCUAUAGAACCCUUUCCCACGCCUGCUUCACCUGCUCCACCUGCUUCUCUUCCUCCACCAGGUUUCUGUGAUAGCAAGUGUGAGGACAGGUGUUCCAAGGCUGGAGAGAAAGACAGGUGCUUGAAGUAUUGUGGGAUAUGCUGCCAAGAAUGUAACUGUGUUCCUUCAGGGACGUAUGGCAACAAGUCCGAAUGCCCUUGCUAUCAAGACAAGUUGAACUCCAAGGGCCAGCCCAAGUGCCCUUAACUAUUCAGCAAAAUAUUGCAUGCACCGUCAUCUGCUACAUUUGCCUGUAUCACUUCAGUUUAUGUCUUCAUUUUUCUUUCAUUGUCUGCCUUCCAAGAGUUCUGGUGCUCUCGCUCACUUCUUGGGAAGGCAUAUUUAUUUAUAAUUCCUUAAAAUAAAUGUGCCCUGACUUUGUUCAUUCAACAAUUUAAUAAUAUAGUCUAUUC